CCGCAUGCGCAUUGAGGAGGGCGAGAUGAGUAGCCGCCGCCGCCGCCGCCACCCCCUCUCGCCGGCGGCGGCGCCCCUGGAUGAUGACGACCUGCUCUCCGAGAUCCUCCUCCGCCUCCCCCCGCAGCCGUCCUCCCUCCCUCGCGCCUCUCUCGUCUGCAGGCGCUGGCGCGUCCUCGUCUCCGACCCUCGCUUCGCCCGCCGCUUCCGCCUCCACCACCGCCGCAACCCUCCCCUACUCGGCUUCCUUCACAUAGGCUUUCGCACUCGCGAGCUCUCCUUCCUGCCUGCUCUGGAGCCCCCCAAUCGUGUCCCGCCCGGGCGCUUCUCUUUGAAGUUCGGCGGCGACGGCGACCCCUUCGCGCUCCUCGGAUGCCGCCAUGGCCUGGUACUCGUCUACCACGCGUCUUGUAAACAGAUCCUGGUGUGGGAUCCUGUCACCGCCGACCAGCACCGGAUUGCCGUCCCACCAAGGUUUGCGAGAGAUGAUGUGAUCAGUGGGGCGGUGCUUCGUGCUGCCGGAGAUGCCCAACACUUUCAUGUAGCCUUGACAGUGUUAGACGACGAGGACAAACAACACAGACGAGCUCUCGCAUGUGUGUACUCGUCAGAGACUGGAUUAUGGGGUGAUCUCGUCUCGACACUGCUUCCAUGCGAGGCUUCAGCGAGCAUGCGGCUUAUUUCAUGUAAGGCCGCUGUGCUGGUUCGGAAUUCUCUUUACUGGGUGCUUUUUGGGAAUUUGGAUGGAUUUCUGGAGUUUGAUUUGGAGAGGCAGGUCCUAGCUGUGAUACGGAUGCCAAUGGAUUUGGUUGCCAAGGGAAGUUAUGAUAUCUGCGUGAUGCAGGCAGAGGAUGGUGGUCUUGGUUUAUUCUGUGUGCUGCAGUUGGACUACAUUGCCCAAUUAUGGAAGAGGAAAACUGAUUGUCAUGGUGUUGCUUCAUGGGUGCUAGGAAGAACUAUUGAACUGGACAAGCUAAUUCCCAUGAAUUUACCUGAGAAAAUGCCCGUUGUGAUACUGGGAUUUGCUGAGGACAAUAAUGGGGUGUGCCUGUGGACACCAUCUGUCUUCUUUAUGGUCCAUCUCGAGUCAUUGCAGUCCAAGAAACUUUUAGAAGCCAACUUCUUUUUUGUUUGUCGCCCAUUCGAAAGUGUCUACACUGCAGAAACAGACAUUGGUGGUGGACAUGAUGGGGCUGGUCUUUUGCAGAAUACAUAAGAUGAUUAUCUGGCUAUGUAUGCUGCCGUGGUGUACUGAUUGAGCAGGUAUCUAGGACUACGUUCCGGCGGCUGAGAUGCAGAAAUGGGUUGUGUGGUGUAGGUUCUUCCAUUGUGAAGGGGUCUGUGCGUACUGGAUUUGCCGGUGACUUGCUUGAAUUAAGUAUUAGUGUUGCGUCUGGUUGAGUUUUCAGCUUCUUUACAUCUCGGCUGAUGUUAUAUGCCCCAUGGUGCUGUCACAAUAGAUUAAAAUUGUGUUUCUCAAAAGACAUGACGAUGACACGGUGAUCAUGAAGGUGACCGAAUCCAGGAGAAGAUACAUCCCUUGUUUGUCAUUAGAAUGAGCAGGAUGCGAGUUCCGUUGGGUAGAGUUUCACCUUGUGAUUUGUAGUAUGCCCAAGUUUGUACUCUGUCCUGACAUGAAUUGUUCCAGUGGAAAUACAUCCAGAAGGUUGCAAGUUGAUUGGAA
Messenger RNA from Triticum dicoccoides, 1684 nucleotides. RefSeq names its product putative F-box/kelch-repeat protein At3g17280. The transcript is spliced from 3 exons. Bases 5 to 1216 code for a protein of 403 amino acids. Gene Ontology annotation, molecular function: protein binding. The record is from RefSeq and is a predicted model, not a curated record. Lineage: Eukaryota; Viridiplantae; Streptophyta; Magnoliopsida; Poales; Poaceae.